Chrysochloris asiatica (Cape golden mole) is the source of this 954-nucleotide messenger RNA. RefSeq names its product olfactory receptor 7G2-like. Gene Ontology annotation, cellular component: membrane. The record is from RefSeq and is a predicted model, not a curated record. The transcript has a single exon. The coding region runs from base 22 to 954 and encodes 310 amino acids. Gene Ontology annotation, molecular function: G protein-coupled receptor activity; olfactory receptor activity. Gene Ontology annotation, biological process: G protein-coupled receptor signaling pathway. NCBI's taxonomy places the organism in Eukaryota, Metazoa, Chordata, Mammalia, Afrosoricida, Chrysochloridae.
CCCAUCAGGUUCACCAACCAUAUGGAAUCCAGAAACCAAACAGUUGUUUCAGAAUUUCUUUUUCUGGGACUGACAGAUGAUCCAGAACUGCAGUCCCUCUUGUUUGGCCUGUUUCUGUUCAUAUAUCUGGUCACCUUCUUGGGAAACCUCAUUAUCCUGGCUGUCAGCUCUGACUCUCACCUCCACACCGCCAUGUAUUUCUUUCUUUCCAAUCUCUCCUUCACUGACAUUGGCCUCAGCACAACCGCAAUUCCAAAGAUGCUGUUGAACCUCCAAGCACAGAAUAAGAGCAUCACUUACACAGGAUGCCUCACCCAGACCUGCUUUGUCAUUAUUUUUGUUGUUUUGGAAAAUUUUCUCCUUGCUAUAAUGGCCUUUGACCGUUAUGUGGCCAUUUGCCAUCCACUGAGAUACAGUAUCAUCAUGAAUCCCCACCUCUGUGGCUUGCUCUCCCUACUCUCCUUGUUAAUUAGCAUUGUGAAUGCUCUGCUCCACAGCCUGAUGGUGUUGCGCCUGUCCUUUUGCACAGAUCUGGAAAUUCAUCACUUCUUCUGUGAUCUUGCCCAGAUUCUCAACCUUGCCUGUUCUGAUACUCUCAUCAAUUACAUCCUAGUGUAUUUUGUGGUUGCUGUUUGUGGUGGUGUUUCCCUCUCAGGAAUCAUAUUCUCUUAUAUUAAAAUUGUCUCCUCUGUUUUAAGAAUGUCAUCAGCAAUUGGCAAGUAUAAGGCUUUUUCUACCUGUGGGUCUCACCUCUCAGUUGUUGCCUUAUUCUAUGGAACAGGCUUUGGUAUUUAUUUCAGUUCUGCAUUUACAAACUCAUCCAUGAAGACAGUCGUAGCCUCAGUGAUGUACACUGUGGUUCUCCAAAUGAUCAACCCAUUUAUAUACAGCCUGAGGAACAAGGACAUUAAGGAAGCCUUGAGGAAAGUGGUUGGUAGGACUCCAUUAUUUUAG